GGGCUGGGGUGAACAACCAAUCAGUACAGCUGGUCCAUCGCGCAGAUCUUAACCAAUAGCAAAUCGCCUUAGGCCAGCCGGCCCCUGGGAGGGCCUGCGGUAUGCCCACCAGCGAUCGCCCCCUAGAGGUGGCGUCUGCGUAGGCUUUAACUUGGAACGACGUGGAGGUUGGCCAAUUAGAUCGAAGCUUUAGCCCCGCCGCCCAAUCAGCUGCUCAGGGGGGCGGAGACAGCGGGAGCUCCUCUGUUCAGUGCCUGUCAGUGAGGAUUGUUUGUUGUCAUCAAGAUGGAGUUUUUAUUGGGAAAUCCGUACAGCACUCCGGUGGGGCAAUGUAUAGAAAAGGCCACAGAUGGCUCCCUGCAGAGCGAAGACUGGACCUUGAACAUGGAGAUCUGCGACAUCAUCAAUGAGACAGAGGAAGGCCCGAGGGAUGCCAUCCGGGCCCUGAGGAAGAGGCUGAAUGGAAACAGGAACUACAGGGAGGUGAUGCUCGCGCUGACAGUCCUGGAAACGUGUGUGAAGAAUUGUGGCCAUCGUUUUCAUGUUCUGGUAGCCAACCGGGAUUUCAUUGAUGGAGUCCUGGUUAAAAUCAUCUCCCCUAAAAGCAAUCCUCCGACUAUAGUGCAGGACAAAGUGCUGGCCUUGAUUCAGGCCUGGGCUGAUGCCUUCAGGAGCAGUCCGGACCUGACGGGAGUGGUCCAUAUUUACGAGGAGCUGAAGAGGAAAGGGAUUGAGUUUCCCAUGGCUGACCUGGACGCUCUCUCUCCCAUCCACACGCCGCAGCGGUUGUGCGCUUUGCAGAGUGUGCCUGAGGUGGACCCUGCCACUCACAUGCACAAGGCUCAGUCCCAGCCGCGCGCGGGCAGCGCCCCGCCUUUCUCCGGCACCCUGCCCCCCAGCUACUCCUCGCCGCAGGUCCCCAGCCUGCAGGUGUCGGGGCCCAUCACUGCCAACUCCGAACAGAUUGCCCGACUGCGCAGCGAGCUGGAUAUCGUACGUGGGAACACCAAAGUGAUGUCAGAGAUGCUGACGGAGAUGGUGCCCGGACAGGAGGACCCCUCAGACCACGAGCUCCUCCAGGAGCUGAACCGCACAUGUCGCGCCAUGCAGCAGCGGAUCGUGGAGCUCAUCUCCCGCGUCUCCAACGAGGAGGUGACCGAGGAGCUGCUGCACGUCAACGACGACCUCAACAACAUCUUCCUGCGAUACGAACGGUAUGAAAGGUAUCGGUCUGGCCGAGCGGCUCAGGGCGCCAACAAUGGGCUGAGGCAGGUCCUCAGUGAAGUGACCGAGGACAACCUGAUCGACCUAGGACCGGGGUCGCCCGCUGUGGUCAGUCCCAUGGUCAGUGCUGCUGCCCCAGCCUGCCAGCCUUCCCCUGCCCUCGUCUCCACACCCACCUCCCUGUCCACACAGCUCGCGGGGCUCGACAUCGGUACGGACAGUGUGUCUGGCGCCCUGAGCUCGCUUCCCACCUGUAACCCGCAUGAUGAGUUCGACAUGUUUGCACAGACGCGCACCAGCUCCCUGGCGGAUCAGCGCAAAAAUGUAAAGUAUGAAGACCCCCAAGCGCUGGGCAGCCUAGCUUCUGCUCUGGAUGUCAGACAGCAGAACACAGGAGGGCUGAGGUUAAAAGGUGGUAACCCAGACAUGGAACCAAUAGACAGCUGGCUUAUUACCCAAGGAAUGAUUCCUGUUGCGCAGUCCUCUGUCAUGGAUGACAUUGAGGAGUGGCUCUGUACUGACGUGAAAGGAGAUGAAGCAGACGAGGGAGUGACGAGUGAAGAGUUCGACAAGUUUUUAGAGGAGAGGGCCAAGGCAGCCGAGAUGAUUCCCAACCUGCCGUCGCCCCCUAGUGGUGACCCCGUUGCCCCCGCCACUGCACCCAGCGGCAGUCGGAAGAAAGCCGAGCGGUCAGAGGAUGCCCUCUUCGCCUUGUAGAUACUGUCUGCUAGUAACCGCCAGCCAUGACACCUCACCAACCCACCCCUCUGCUCACUCUCCUGUGGCCCCAUUUGCAAGCAGAGCUGAUGGACAGAACCACCCCCCUUCCCCGUGACCUCUCCUGUCCAGGACGCUGUCAUCUCCCCAUCUCCCCUCUGCCUGUUCUUGAACCUGCAGCGCCGCCGGGCCAGGCUCUUAUCUGGUUUCCUUGCCAACCAGAAAGCAGUACGCCUAACACUGUCCCAGGCGGAUGAUGAGAUGAUCCCUUCAUCGCUACCCGUUAGCUGCUCCAUCAGUCCCACUUUAUCCAACAGUUUAAACUGACACAUUUGCAGCUGUCUUUCGCAUUUCAGAAAAGAAAAAUAGAACUGCAGAACCUGUCUUAAUUUUUCUUGUUGUGCCUGUUGUCUGAGUCGGGCCUCCGAGCAGUCCUGGGAAGAGAGACCGAGGGAUAUUCAGGUGUCUUUCCUCCUUCAGAGUCCCUCAGUGAAAGAUAACACCUGGCCAGUGUGUUUUCCAAAAAUUAAAGGCAUGAGGGUGGGUAGAUUAGGUACCUGCAGUGAUCGCUUCUGUGAGUUUUUUUAAUGUUAGUUGCACCUAGUUCCUUGACCUUUUUUUUCAGUCUGAGUGAAUAAGCCCCUGAAGAGGAUAAUUCAUCAUUAUUAUUGUGCCGUUAUUAUUUACAUAUGGAGACUUACCCCAUGUUGAAGGUUUUCUAAGGUGAUUCUGCUUUUGGUUUUGGUACGGUGUAGCCAGUGUAUGUUUCCGUUAAUUACUUUUCGAGUUUUUUUUCCCUUCGUGUCUAAGACUGUAUUGAGCAGGGCAGCUCUACGAAGAGAAUGUGCGUCUGGAGGGUUUUAUCCAGUGUCCUUCACAUACAGCCUACCUGUCUGUUCUUGAACGGUGGAGACGGGCAGUGUUAUUUCCCAGACACUGAUUUGCUGUCAUAUGAAUGAAACAGGACUUCAGUUAAUCUGUGCACUACACACCCCGCUGAUGUGCAGCGGUGGAACCUUAAGGUUAUAGAGAGUGGCCGUUACACGACCUUUUUGAAGGGCCCUGCUUGUGUGCAGCUGACUCCUCCACCCCCUCGGCACCCCCUCGGCCAGCGUGCUCUCACAGCUGGGUCUGAUGUUGCUCAGGGCAACACAGGACUUUUCCCCAGGCAGGAUUUUAAAAGGGAAUGCAAAGCCGGUAGAGUGACCUUCGAAUUCUCAGAACGUGAUUCUUGUUGUUUUUUUUUCCUGUAAGGCGUAUGAGGUCUUUCCUCGCUUUGUGUAUAUUUGUAAAUACUGUAACUGUAUUAGUAAAUUCAGCUAACUGGAAUGUACGUUGAUCAGCAUUUAACCCACAGCAAAUGCAGUUUGAGAAAAGCCAUGGUACACAGGGCACCUACAUCUCCAGCCUCAGUGUUUUAAAUGCACUCUUAAAUAUUUAGCACAAGAUUUGUUUUCACAGAGAAAAAUAAUUCUGAAGAGGAGCCAGGGCAGUUUCCUUUGUUUGACAACAGUUGUGUCAAAGCAUCAGAUAUUUUAUCUAAUUGAGUUUGAAAGGGGUUUGUUAUAUAUUAGGGUCUAGCCUAUUCCCAUUAAAUAGUCUUGUGGGAUUUCUCGGUGUGAAUUUUAAAAGGGACAUUUGUAUAAAUGUGAUUCAUUAUUUUUAAAAGAAAAAUAUUUUCCCUGUUUUGAAGCCUGUCAGUUGGCAGUGUUUCAGUAGUCGUAGAUGAGAUUACACAACUACCAUCUGUAAUUCUUUCUGGACUCUUGACCUGCUAUUUUUAAAGGUUUUGUGCAAAGUGGAUUCAUGUCAGUGGAAAGGACAAACCAGCCUGAGAUGCUUUUAGAUGGGAAAGCCAGGGAGAUGUAAGCAGAGGCUUGGGGCGUGGUUUCUACACCAGGGUGAAGCAGAGAAAUGACAGAUUAACCAUUCUGCAGAAGAUUUAACAAAAAGUUUCAAAGGAGAGUAUCUUUCUGUGCAGGACUGUGAAACCUCGGAAAUGGGCAAUAAGUGAUAAUGAUGAGCUUUACCCUUCACUGCCUGAAAGCACACUUGCAUCACUGCUGUGUCGACCAUCCCUACUGUACUGUCUUCACUGAGUCAGAGUGCAUUCUGACCUUUCACCUGGACUCAGUCCGUAUGGAAUAUGUGGAUUUACAAAGUAUGGAUAUACCAGAGCUGGGAAAUACUGAUUAGAUAACAGACUGAUAUUGUGCCGAUGUGCUUGGAAACCUUAAGAAAUAGCAUUAAAGCAGUGUGCUCUACUGUAGAUGUUUAUCCACAGAGUUAGAUCUAUUUGAGCAUGAAAUAAGAGACGAUGCUAAAAUAGAUGUGCAUUUCAGCUAUUUAUUAACGUGUGUUAAUUGUAACAGAACUAUUAAAUUGGAUAGUGGAAGAUAAGCUAUUGAUGUACUGUAUACAUUUUAAUAUAAGAGAACACCGCAAAGCUGUCUUAGUUGGUGGUGUCACCAGUGUUUCUUGAACUGUGUCAUAAAUGACGUCUUUGAGGGAAAACAAUUAAAAGUACUGAACAAAAUGCCCUGUGUGUCCAAUAUCAAAACGUCCUCAGAUGUAGUCCCUUACACAGUAACACAUGGGUCUAUCAGUGUAUGAAAAGUAAAAUAUGUAUUUUAGGAGAGGUAUCUGAGUUUUGUGGUUCUAAGAGAAGAAUGCUUAAAUAGAGAAAUUGUACAUCAAGCUAAAAGCCUUAGAACUCAAAAUGCGGAUCAGGUGGUAAAAAAGCAAUGAGAUGAAAAUGUCAUUAAGCGAUGAUUUGAGGUGGGCUGUGGGUUUAGUGUAGAUAAUCAUUACAGCUGUGCUAAACAUAGCGAACAGUCUGUCUUUUUCACAGCUUUUUGGGCCAUAACUCUUCAGUCAUGGUAUUGAAGAACAGGCGUUUUGCCAUAGUGACUGUGGCUACUGUGGAGAUGCAGCAGUAGUGCCACAUGUAGCAUGUAGGCUUGUAGCAUUUGUAAUAAAUGAAAAUCAGAAGCAGGAAAGAAAUUAGUUCCUGGGCUGUUCAUUCUUUUCCAACAUGCUUCUUAACUUUGCAGACAUGAAUUUCUUGUACAGUGUAUUGUAAAUCCAUUUUUGCUGAGAUAAAAGAUAUAACACUAUCAGAAAAGUUCCUAAUUUUAACUUUUAUUAUAGAGAGCUCUAUAAAAAUCAUUCUGGUUGCUUGCAGCUGAGACAUUUAUCUUUAUAUCUGUAAUCACUUAGAACAUUAGAAAAUCUUUUAAUAAGAUUAAUUUAUUGUUUUUAAUAUUCUUUGCAAGUAUCAGCAUUAGGGAAAAUGUUUUACAAGAUUAAAAAGAAAGAAAUGAAAGGUUCUUGUAUUUGUGUUAAAUGUGUAUAACUCUUCAUGUUUGUGUGCACUAGCUGGGUCGCACUCUUCCACAAAGUUUAUUGGAUCUAAUUUUGUUUUGUUUGUUUUUUUAUUUGAAAAAAGUAAUGUACCUUAGCUUUUAACCUUGCAACAGAGUUGAGGAGCUGUGAUAUCUACAAGACUAAACUGACAUAUAGAAGUGUAACUGCUUAUUUCCUUUUAUUUGAGCCUAGUGGUCUGUGCUACGCAGUUUGAGCCUGGAGAGUGCGCUGAUGUUCUGAGAAACUUCAAAUCACUUUGGUUCUCUUUAAAAUGUAAUAUCUGACAUCUCUGGGCGUAUUUUUGUCUAUCAGUUUUUUAACAGAAUUCAUCAUUUGCUGGUAAAUGUUUGUGUUGCAGAGUUAACCAGUGGUGUUAAAAAGAGAAACAGCACAAGAUUCCUGGGAGUUACGUACGUUUUGAGAAAUUGAUACACAUCUUCGCAAAUACAGUAUGUCUUUUGACACGGAAGUUAACACAUUGUGCUGAUUUUGUUUAAUGCACCUAAUGAUGUUCUGUGUAACUGAAAACAGUUCUGUGCCUGACGUCAGGGGGUAGAAUCUUGGAAGUGAAAGUGGCUGGAUGAAGGUCUUGACUCACCUGAAGGUGUCAGGUGCAUUCUGGAAGCUGUUCUGCCUGCUUCCUGAGUUCUGCACCUGAGCUUACCCUUAGGGCAGCAGGGACCCAGAGAGAACAGUCUUGUCAUGUGUGUGUAAUGGCCUGUCCUUACUGCUGCUGUUACCGAAGUUUCGCGCUGUGCUGUACGAACUCUUGCAUGUGUUAAACUCCAAUAAAACACUACCAGUGUGAUCUGUA
Messenger RNA from Lepisosteus oculatus (spotted gar), 6121 nucleotides. The record is from RefSeq and is a predicted model, not a curated record. NCBI's taxonomy places the organism in Eukaryota, Metazoa, Chordata, Actinopteri, Semionotiformes, Lepisosteidae.